This is a messenger RNA of Salvia splendens (bonfire salvia), 441 nucleotides long. RefSeq lists its product as uncharacterized. The transcript has a single exon. The record is from RefSeq and is a predicted model, not a curated record. Bases 1 to 441 code for a protein of 146 amino acids. Lineage: Eukaryota; Viridiplantae; Streptophyta; Magnoliopsida; Lamiales; Lamiaceae.
AUGAGACCCGACGACGACUGGUACGUUCGAGAGGCUGCAAUUGAAUGCUUGGCUGAAAUGGAGCGCGGACGUGAAGCGGCGGAGCAGCAGGUCCAAGAGAAGCAGAUCCAAAGGCCAAUUCGAUGUCGGACCUUUGUCCGCCGCGAGCACGACUUGGCUCACCAACGUCUGUUCGCAGACUAUUUUACCGAGGAACCACGAUGGGGCCCGACGGUUUUUCACAACCGGUUUAGAAUGCGGCGAGAUCUUUUUCUCAGCAUUGUCCAAACGUUGGAGGCACGUGAUCCUUACUUCCAGUAUUGGGAAGAUGGCAUCGGCAGACCUAGACUUACACCGUUGCAGAAGUGCACGGUUGUCUCCGGCAGUUGGCGUAUGGCACCACGACGGACAUGUUUGACGAGUACCUUCAUGUCAGGAAGACAUCUAGCCGCGAGUGCCUGA